GAUUUCUAAAAAAAGAUCCAAGAAUUUUUCUCAAGCCUUCGUUUUCAGUUAAUCUAUUCAAGUGGCCAAUUACUUUUAAUCAUCGAGAUCAUUUUAAAUUAACCCUGUGUUUUUAAAGAUUGUUAAUAUUUUAAACGGCCAAGCAAUGGCUUCAGUUCCUCAGUACCUUGGUGUCUCCUCGGAGGAUCUCAACAGUGAAGAGCCUACAAAUGAUCUUGCAAUUGCUCCUGAAAAUGGUGAUGAAUUUGAUGCUUGUAAUGAUGAAACUUUCGGUGAUUCUGCCACAUUUGAUGAAGAUUGGGAGCAAGCACAUGAACAAUUAGCAUCAAUAGUUAGUGGUCCCCCACCAGAUGUAAAAGAAACAAUCAAUUAUCAUUUAAACCGAUUUAGAUCCAAUGUUAUUGUUGACAGUGAGCACAAUGAAAGUGGAUGGACGCCAUUUAGUAUGGAUGGAUUCGCAUUCAACAUUAAACCAAAUAUGUGUUCCAAUGACCAAAAUAAUAAGUUAUUUGCUCCAAUAUGUCACGGUAAACCGGGAUCAGGUGAUUCGCUAUUACCUCAUCCUGCUCCCCAAUCAAAACUUCCUGGAGGUUAUAAUGGUAAACCAGUUAAACCUAUGACUCUAGACGAAUUAGAGAAACUAUUAUUGUCCGAUAAUAGUCAAGAUGAUAACGCGAAUUCUAAUAAUUUAAAGCCAGUUGAUAAGCCUGAUGAUCCUUUGAAAAAAUUUUUUCCUGGAGUUAACUUGGUAACAAUUGAUAAACAAGAGAAGAAAAUUUCAUCUGAUCCACCAAAUAAUAUUCAAUUUCCAAUUAUUUCGACGAAUGAACAUAACAAAACAAGACCUUUAUUUUAUCAAAAUCCUCCACCACUUUUACACGGUUUUAGGCCUUUUAAUGAACAUAUAAACCGACCAAUAACAGGGAUACCUCGCAUGAUGAUUCCUCCAUUUUUACCCCUUCUACCAGGUCCCAUUCGUAAUCCUUCACUGAUUCAAUUUCAACAACGACGAUUUCCUCAUGAAAGAAGACAAUUUACUUAUCGACCUGGAGGAUUUUAUCCCAACCCCGGAAGAAACGAAGACGAAUAUGCUGGACUGAUGACUCAAAGCAAUAAAGAAUGGCUGUUGAAAGUACUCAAAGGAAGUUUAAAUUUUGCUAAUCCAUAUAGAGAGGAUUUUUAUUAUGUCUCAUUUAAAUCUAAACAAUUAGCAGCCGCCGCUAAAGCUGAAAAAGGAGAUGGUGACUUUCAAAUUCCCUCUGUGAUUAUUCCGGAAAGAAAAGUCGAUGAAAGUACAAUAGUUGAAUAUGUUCCAGUACAAUUUGAAGGAUCAUUGGGUAAAAUUCAAGUGGCCAAUGUGAAAUGUCCUAGAAAAUUAUUAGAUGUUGAUUUUAAAUCUAAAAUUGUCGAUCCAAGUCAAGAUCGGCCAACAACACCAGUAGGUCGAGCUGAACUUAACGCUUUUCGUCGAUUACUUUUGGAUAUUGAACAACUUUACGUGGUCAUGUUGGAAAUCGAUGAGGAAGAUAAGAAAAUGGGUGCUCUCCCUGAAGAUCAACGGACACCUCAUGCUGAUAAACGAAGAGAACUUUGUAAUCAAUUAUUCAGAGGAAUUUACGAUGAGCGAAACAAUGACAUAAAUAGAAAAAUAGCAAGUGUUCGCAAAGGUUUAUCUUUAAUUGUUCGAUCACUUCAAGUUCUAAGUGAUCCAAACCAAAAAGCUGCUAUUCUUAAAAGUCUUGAUCAACUUAAAUCACCAUGAGAAAUGAUGAAAAGGAAAAUCAACAAUUAACAUAAUUUUUGUUCUCAAUUGCUGUUACAAUUGAUCUGCUUUGUUUUGAGAAUCAAUCGAGAGACAAUUCGUUUGAAUUCAUGUUUCGAACAGGAAAAGAUGAAAAUUCUGAGCCAAAAUGAAUAAACUGAUUGAUUUAAAUUUGAUCAAUUGAACAUCUCAA
Panonychus citri (citrus red mite) is the source of this 1955-nucleotide messenger RNA. RefSeq names its product protein PAT1 homolog 1-like (gene Patr-1). Gene Ontology annotation, molecular function: RNA binding. The record is from RefSeq and is a predicted model, not a curated record. The coding region runs from base 146 to 1762 and encodes 538 amino acids. Gene Ontology annotation, cellular component: P-body. Gene Ontology annotation, biological process: P-body assembly; deadenylation-dependent decapping of nuclear-transcribed mRNA. Lineage: Eukaryota; Metazoa; Arthropoda; Arachnida; Trombidiformes; Tetranychidae. The transcript has a single exon.